This is a messenger RNA of Aphanomyces astaci, 1749 nucleotides long. RefSeq lists its product as hypothetical. Gene Ontology annotation, molecular function: symporter activity. Lineage: Eukaryota; Oomycota; Saprolegniomycetes; Saprolegniales; Verrucalvaceae. The coding region runs from base 1 to 1749 and encodes 582 amino acids. The record is from RefSeq and is a predicted model, not a curated record. Gene Ontology annotation, cellular component: membrane. The transcript has a single exon.
AUGGAGCCUAACACAACCCACCCGGACCCACCGUCCAAGAAAGGCAUAUUUCUCUUUGAAGAAAGUCCGCGGCCCCGUCGGUUUUCAUACAAGUCGAAUCCGUCGUCAUCCAAGCCGAGCUUGAGCAACAAGAGCGCCGGCAACGUCCGCACCAAUUUUACGUCGUCGCAACCUCCCGAAUCGGCCAACGUGUUGUCGUCCAACGCGUACGACUCGUGCUUUGAGACGCCGGUGCUCGAAAACAACCCCGACACGACGCCCGGGUCGACGAAACCCAAGCUGAAUGGGUUCACGGCCCCCAUGUUUCAAUCGUUUUACGUGGUCGUGGGGGCGUUCGUGGGCAUUGGGCUCGGGUUUGGCCUGUACUACUUGCACAUUGGCGUCGAGAUGCAGAAAACGCUAGCGCUUCCAGGCGACUUGUUUGUGCGGGCGCUGCGAUGCCUCAUCGUGCCGUUGGUGUUUUGCGUCAUGACGAUCGUCGUGACGGAGACGGUGACGCUGGGGCGGUCGUCCAUCAUGCGGUGCAGGACGUUGUUGCCGUACGUGGCGUCGUCCGUGCUCUCGACCGUGCAGGGUACGCUGCUGGCGCUGCUGUUCAAAGAGUACUUUGUCCCCCAAGCAACCCGAAUCACGGGCACGUCGGGGGAUGGGGGGACCACUACCGGGGCUUCAUUCAACGUAACGUUGCAAUGCACAAACGGGAAGUUGCUGGCGGCGCUGGCCGAUGGUUCGUUGGGGUGUGUCGAAUCUGCUGCGAAUGCGUCGGCACUGCUGUUUCUUGCUGCCAACCACACCAUGACCACGUCCAACGUUUCGUCGUCGUCGUCGUUGGGGACGCAGCUCAGCCUCGUGGACCAAAUCGUGGGCAUUUGCAACUUACUCAUCCCAGUCAAUAUCUUUGAAUCCUUCGUGGAUGGUUCGCUUUUGAGCAUUGUGAUGUUUUCGAUCCCCCUGGGGGUCGCGCUUGCCCACUCGGCUCCAGCCAACGACAACUUGGUGCUGGGCAUUGUCCGGCAACUGCGCAACAUUUUCAUUCUGCUGCUCAAUGGAUUGCUCACCAUCACCCCUGUGGCGGUCGUGUUCCUCAUGGCAGGGGGCAUCGCCAAGUUUGACACGCAAGACCUGAGCGAAGUCAUGUCCCAACUGGCAUACCUCUUGCUCUCGUUUGUGAUCGGCGCCAUCUCCCAUGCCCUCGUCGUACUCCCCCUUCUCAUGUACGUUUACACCAAAGCCAACCCGUACAAGUACCUCCAGCAGCUCAUUCCCGCCUUCGUGUUUGCGUUUGGGUGUUCGUCGUCCAUGGCGACCCUUCCUGUGGCCAUAGAGUGCAUCCAACGCGCCAAGGUCAGCCGGACGCUGUCGCAUAUCGCCAUGCCGUUUGGCACCCCCGUGAACUUGAACGCGUCGGGUAUUUACUACCCGUUGGCGGUGGUAUUUAUGGCAACCAUGUCGGGCUUGGGGGACCAACUCACCCCCACGCGAUACGUGAUCAUCUUCUUUGUGAGUCUGCUCGGGUGCAUGGGCACCGCCCCCGUGCCCAACGCCGCCCUCGUAUACAUCAUGACGCUGUGGAAGACAUGCUUUCCGUCCGCCGACCUCCCCCCCGCGUUUUCGCUGAUUGUCACGGCAGAUUUCCUCCUCGAUCGCAUCUCCACGAUGCUCAACGUGAAUGGCAAUGCCAUGGUCAAGUGCAUCUUGGCCGACCAGAUCGACGAAACAUUUGAAGUCCAAGCCGACCUCCGCGUGUAA